UGACAUCAGCCACAGAGCCGAGUUGAACGCGAGCCUCUUGUCUGAACCGGAGAGCGAGCUCACAUCAUUCAGUGGCGCAUGCUUUACGGAGUUAUGUACCUCGCGCUGUCUUGCCCUCUGAACUGCCUGCCGUCAUGGAUUGCAAACCGCGCGCGAAACCACUACUACUUUGUAUUUUUCUGUUCAUCUUGUCGUUUAUUUGCCCAGCACUUCUGAUCAUCCACCCGUCCAAUGAAGUGAACCUGUUGGACUCCAAAGCCAGCCAGGGGGAGCUGGGAUGGAUCUCCUACCCAUCACACGGGUGGGAGGAGAUCAGCGGAGUUGACGAGCACUACACUCCCAUCAGGACCUUCCAGGUGUGUAACGUGAUGGAGUACAGUCAGAACAACUGGCUGAGGACCAACUGGAUCCCCCGCCAGUCGGCCAAGAAGAUCUACGUGGAGCUAAAGUUCACCCUGAGAGACUGUAACUCCAUCCCCCUGGUCCUGGGGACCUGCAAGGAGACCUUCAACCUGCUGUACCUGGAGACGGAUGAGGACCAGGGCAGCCGCUUCAGAGAACACCAGUUCUCCAAGAUCGACACCAUCGCUGCAGACGAGAGCUUCACUCAAAUGGACCUGGGGGACCGCAUUCUGAAGCUCAACACGGAGGUCCGGGAGGUGGGGCCUGUUACCAAGAAGGGCUUCUACCUGGCGUUCCAGGACGUGGGGGCGUGUGUGGCCCUGGUGUCAGUCAGGGUGUACUUUAAGAUGUGCCCGUUCAUCGUUAGGAACCUGGCCUCAUUCCCUGACACGGUGCCCAUGGACUCUCAUUCAUUGGUGGAGGUGAAGGGCUCGUGUGUCAAUCACUCAAAGGAGCAGGAGCCACCACGUAUGUACUGUAGCACAGAGGGGGAGUGGCUAGUGCCCAUAGGGAAGUGUCUGUGUAACGUCGGCUAUGAGGAGAGAGGGAGCUCCUGCCAAGGUAAGACAAUGGGAAUGUUUUCUGUGUGGAUCGCUGUGUGA
Molecule: messenger RNA, 1004 nt
Organism: Oncorhynchus gorbuscha (pink salmon)
Lineage: Eukaryota; Metazoa; Chordata; Actinopteri; Salmoniformes; Salmonidae
Product: ephrin type-A receptor 3-like
Exons: 4
Coding region: 135-1004 (289 amino acids)
Biological process (GO): cell surface receptor protein tyrosine kinase signaling pathway; axon guidance; protein phosphorylation
Cellular component (GO): neuron projection; membrane
Molecular function (GO): protein binding; ATP binding; transmembrane-ephrin receptor activity
Source: RefSeq, a predicted model, not a curated record